UCCCCUGAAUGAUCACAAACAGUCGAGGAGUUAACUUAAUCUAACCAGACCUGUGCGUUAAGAUUGUGUUUGUUCUCGUUUAUUGCUCUUAUCGUUUUCCUAGUGGACCGCACAACGUUUAUGUGUACCCAGAUUAAUUUAUAAACCUUGUGAAAGCUAGAAAAGGUUACCAAUUGAAUCUUGUUUUAAAUUGCUUGGUGUGAAAUCUGAUUCUCGGAGGAUUGAACUUUCGAGCUGAUAAGUAAGUGAACUUUGUUUGUGAGCCAGACGAAAUACUACCCACAAAGCUCCCUGUAGGUAAGAGUACACAUUAAACUAGAUAAGUCUCUGCUGAAACUGUAAGACUUAUGAGCGGUAAUAACCUGUCAAGUUUAAUUUACUGAAGCAUGAAUUGGGCUCAGUUUAAAGUGGGUUUGACUUUAUGGUAAUAAACUGCAUAGCUCUAAACCGUAAAAGCGUGCCUUUGACUGCCUGGGUUGUACACAGGUCGAGAGAUUCAUAAAAGUGAAUGAGUUUUGGACAAGUUUGCAAUUGGUUGAUAGCUUCUCCUUAAACAAACUUUUGUUUUGCUAGGUCACUUAAUCCCUAUAAAUUGUUUUAUUUGUUGGAUUUUCGGUUCUUCAAUCGCAACCAGAGCGGUUCUUGUAAAACUUAAGUUACCCAUUUUUGAACCCCCAAAUAACCCGUGACGCCUCAAAAACUGCAUUUCUCAACCGAAAUUUACCGCUUAUCAGUUGCAAAAGUUAGUUGUGAAUUUGCGUUGUCCUAUAUAGCUGUAUUUCAAUUUUGAGUCGACCACAACCUUACCAGUAAUAUCUUACCCUCAGUAUUUAGGCAUAGUUUUAUUUAUACAGUAACUUCUUAUUUUACUAACCCAAUUCUGAACACGUUAAAACUAUUAGUACUAGUAAAGUACCCAACCUUCCGACCUAUCUGUAUUGCACCCGUAUUUGUUAAAUUGUACUAAACUACUACUAAAAUGGGCAACUGGAAAGUGGGUCUGUGCUCGGUCGGGGGAUGUCUGAAUGACUGGAAAUUGUGUGUGAUCUCGUGGUGUUUCCCCAUCCACGUGUUCGGCAUGGCGGCCGAGGAGGCUAUGGACAAGGGAGACGGUGUGAGGUGUAUCACUCUCGCGGCUCUUCCCUUUGUGAACUACUGUGUCUUGCCAUGCUGGAGGAGUGGGAUCAGAUCAUCUAAAGGAGUUGAGGGUAACAUCUUCUUCGACAUUCUGGCUGUGUACUGUUGUCUGCCCUGUUCGAUCUACCAGGGUGGAGUGGAGGCGGGGCUAGAUGGCCAGAAAGAGAUAGAUGGACUUGUGAACAAAAUCACCAAAGCCGUAAAGGGAUUUGACCCCAAGAAAGAGGUGAAGAAGGCGAAAGACGACACGAAAGCAGCAGCCGAAAACCCAAAGGAGGCGGUCACAGGCGAGAUGGAUCGAAAGUAAUUUCAGGAUCUGGUCCAAUCACAAUUGUCAAACGUCAGAUACAUUAUCGCAGACAUACAAUGUGUUUUGUGUAGAAUUUGCAUCAAGUCUAAUACAAUUGGUAUUCUAGUGUAGAAAAUGGUGUCGGUUUUUGUACUUGUCUGUUUUGUAGGCCUUGAUUUGAAUGUAAUCAUUUAAACUGAGUCCUCUAUAGUAAUUAUCUCUAAGUAAAAAAUGUUUUGUAAUGA
Molecule: messenger RNA, 1671 nt
Organism: Symsagittifera roscoffensis
Lineage: Eukaryota; Metazoa; Xenacoelomorpha; Acoela; Convolutidae
Exons: 3
Coding region: 980-1444 (154 amino acids)
Source: RefSeq, a predicted model, not a curated record